CCCGCCGCCGCCCGGCCUCCCUGCGAGCGCUCCACCAUGGACAGUCCUGUUUUCACCUUAUAAAGAUGGCGGUGCGGGAUCGCUGCAACCUUUAGACUAAUGACUGUCCGAAAUAUCGCCUCCAUCUGUAAUAUGGGCACCAAUGCCUCUGCUCUGGAAAAAGACAUUGGUCCAGAGCAGUUUCCAAUCAAUGAACACUACUUCGGAUUGGUCAACUUCGGGAACACGUGCUACUGUAACUCCGUGCUUCAGGCAUUGUACUUCUGCCGGCCGUUCCGUGAGAAUGUGCUGGCAUACAAGGCCCAGCAAAAAAAGAAGGAAAACCUGCUGACGUGCCUGGCAGACCUUUUCCACAGCAUUGCCACGCAGAAGAAGAAGGUUGGUGUGAUCCCACCAAAGAAGUUCAUUUCAAGGCUGAGAAAGGAGAAUGAUCUCUUUGAUAACUACAUGCAGCAGGACGCUCACGAAUUUUUAAAUUAUUUGCUAAACACUAUUGCGGACAUCCUGCAGGAAGAGAAGAAACAGGAGAAACAAAAUGGGAAGUUAAAAAAUGGCAACAUGAACGAACCUGCAGAGAAUAAUAAACCAGAACUCACCUGGGUCCAUGAGAUUUUUCAGGGAACGCUCACCAAUGAAACGCGAUGCUUGAACUGUGAAACUGUUAGUAGCAAAGAUGAAGAUUUUCUUGAUCUUUCUGUCGAUGUGGAGCAGAAUACAUCUAUUACCCACUGUCUACGAGACUUCAGCAACACAGAAACACUGUGCAGUGAACAGAAAUAUUAUUGUGAAACGUGCUGCAGCAAACAGGAGGCCCAGAAAAGGAUGAGAGUAAAAAAGCUGCCCAUGAUUUUGGCCCUGCACCUAAAGCGGUUCAAGUACAUGGAACAGCUCCACAGGUACACCAAGCUGUCUUACCGGGUGGUCUUCCCACUGGAACUCCGGCUCUUCAACACCUCCAGUGACGCGGUGAACCUGGACCGCAUGUACGACCUGGUGGCUGUGGUGGUUCACUGUGGCAGUGGUCCUAACCGUGGGCAUUAUAUUACUAUUGUGAAAAGCCAUGGCUUCUGGCUUUUGUUUGAUGAUGACAUUGUAGAGAAAAUAGAUGCCCAAGCUAUUGAAGAAUUCUAUGGCCUGACGUCAGAUAUAUCAAAAAAUUCAGAAUCUGGAUAUAUUUUAUUCUAUCAGUCAAGAGAAUAACUGCAAGAACUGUGAGACUAACUCAAGUCGGGGAACAUGUUCAAAGCACUAUUACCUGGUUUCUCUGCAGACUUUCUCCUUCCCCAGCGGCCCGCCAAUGGUAUCACUCCAAGUCUCAAUGGUCUGGCUGUGUUAGACUCUCUCUCCCUUUGUUUUUUCCCUUGCAGCACUACUCGUGGUUUUAUUUUAGUCUGAGAUAGAGUUAACUGCAAUCAGAUUGUAGUAAGAUUUACACGAAUAACAGUUGCUAAUUUUAGGAUUGGGUCAAUGCUAUGCCACUGGCUGAAUUAGAAUGACGUUUGUUUCCUAGAAUGUCUGCAGUCUAUUUUGGGUCUUUGCUAAACUUCCUAAAUGGUUUCCAGGGCCUCCUUUCAAUGCAUUCCUUUAACUGGUCCCUGGAAACACGGCUACCCAUUUUUAGCUUCUCUGCCUCUUAUCUGACAGAAGGACAGAAGAAGUGGGUAGAUGUUCACCUUUAGGGCUGCAACUAUAGCUUUAAGUUUGUGCGAGUGAAAUUGUUGGAAAGUGUGUAACCUCAAUACUAAACCCAUCCCCCCAGGUGGCACAUGGCGGCUGGCACAUGGUGGCUAGCACGUGCCCCGGAGCUGCGCUCACCUAGCCGUUACCCAGGGGCAAAGAAGGUUGGGAGCUCAGGGCAGGCAAAGCCAGGAGGAGGAAGCUUUUGUGGGGGAGAAAACGGUUACUUUUCUUACCUUUUUACCAAAACCACGUUUCAGGAAAAUAACUCUUUGCUGUUUGUUUUUAGUGACACUUGCUUCUGUAAGGUCCUGUGAGUUGUAUCAAGCCUCUCUGGCACUGCUAAGCUUUCCAGGGUAUCUUUCCAGACCUGUUGGUGUUCCGCAGUCUGCGGUUGCAGGGCAGGGACACGGCGGUGACCGCCUCCGGCGCGGCCCUCCUCAGCCGGUCAACGCCAGCACCGCCCUUUAUCCGGAAGAACGAAGGCACUGCGCCUUCACUACAGUCGGCCGCGUUGUACAGCUGUCCACUCUCAAACAUUUCAGUCUGUUUACUGAGGCCCUGCAAGUCCAGGGCUCACGUGGAACCUUCCCCACAGGGAGGACGAGUGAGCUGGGCGCGACGGCGGCUCCGAGGAAGUGUCCGUGGGCGGGUGGAGGAACGAGUGAAGUGGCGGCGUUUCUGUGGCUCAGGCUCCUAGAAUGCUUGACAAGACGGAGUUUUUUGGAAGAACCUCAUCUCACCAUAGUUACUUUUACGUUUUUCACUUUUGUUAUAUAUGUAUUUAUUAGAUCAUUUGAGUAUUGGUACCUUUUAUUAAAAGGGUCAAUGUGGUGUUUUUGCUGUUCAGCUGGUUUUUGGCUUCCUACAAAUACUAUGAGUCAUAGACCUUUCUUUGGGAAGUCAUUUGACUUCCAUACACUAUGAUAUACUGUGAACACAUUAUUUUGUUACUUAAUAAAUCAGCGAACGAACACGCGGACGUUUGGCAUAAUGUGAACUAAAAUUGAAAUUGAAAAUGUUAGUGGCCAUUUUGCAACAAUUAAGAGCGUAGCACUUUAUCUAGAUGAAAACUGGAUUUCUUAUCUUUGAAAUAUCUUGAACUGUUUAUUGCUCAGAACUUAAAUAAGCAUGCCAACACUUCAUUUGUUCAUGCUUGAAGUGAAAUGUUUUACUUUUCACUGGAGAAGACAAAACAGGGUGAUCUUCACAUUAUUUUAUACGAGUGACAGAAAUAUACCUUGCCUUGUUGAGAGGCAAAUUCAUAUUUAUAAAUAUUUUGUCUGUUUUUUCCUCCAUGAAAUGUGCAGUAAUCACUUACCAAGAGGAUGAGUUUUUAUUCUGUUUUUAAGGCGAGACAGUUUCCAAUUGAAGGUGAUUGAUACAGGGAACUGUUUGUACUAUAGAAAACCCAUAUAUUUGAACUGCAGGUUGCAAAGUUUAAAAAAAUGAUGGUUGGUAUAUAAUAUAUUUGGAACUGAUUCAUAAGAAAAACUAUUAAAAUUAUCUUUGAAAUGACUCGAAGCUAAUUUAUUAGGAAAAAAUAUUUCAUUUGGAAGCCUGUAUAAGUAGUAUCUAAAUGCAAAGUCAUAGAUUCAGUUGAGUGAUGUAGGAAAAGAAGAUUGGAAAAAGACCAAAAUGCACGUAUCCUCCAAUCCCCCAUCAGUUUUUUUAAACUUUAGAGCUAUCUGGUAAUUUCUUCCCUCUUCCUCUUCAAUUUAUGAAACAAAUACUAGGCAGCUACAUUUGUCCCCAGUCAUUUCACUUUAUAUAAAGACAGUGGUAGCAUGCAAACACUUCUUAAUCUUCUUUCCUUGUUCAUCACACAGAGCAGAGAUUUGUAUGCGAUGUGCGAGGCCACUCUGAGGUUGGUGAUAGCAAAAGGCUCAGCACUGUCCUGCAAAUGGCCGGGGUUUUUGUGCCAGGUUCCUGCUGGAGUGAGGUCCACUGUAUUUUUUUUUUUUUAACUGUUGGGUGUUUUAAAGUAAGUUAUAGUGUUUUACACUUAAAAAAGAAGAAAUAUUGGGUUGGCCAAAAAGUUCGUUUUUUCCAUAAAAUAAAAGACACAUUUUUCAUUUUCACCAGUAGCUUUAUUUAUUUGGAUAUUUUGAGUAUGUCGGCUGUCUCCUGCAUGAUACGAUGUUGAUUGUUCUCAAUUAAUGUCUCAAUUUGAUCACUAUCCACUUCAGCUGGUCUGCCAGACUGUGGAGCAUCGAUCAUCCAGCGAGAAAUCUCCGGCACGACACUUUGCAAACCACUUUUGACACACUUGAUCAACUACAGCGCCUUCUCCAUACGCUGCACAAAUCUUUUUGCGUUUCAGUUGUGUUUUUACCUUUCUUGAAACAAUGAAGCAUAAUAUACUGAAAAUAUUGCAUAUUUUCUUCCAUCUUCAAUAUUAAAAUGACUACACAAAAGUUCACCAAUUUUGAUAAGAUUUUUAAAAAAAAAUCCACAAUAAUAUAAUAGCUACCACAAUACAAUCUAACAAAAUUGUUUUGAAUGAAGCUGAAGACAACUAAGCGCUACUAGAGCCAUCCUACAGAAAAAAAACAAAUGAACUUUUUGGCCAACCCAGUAUUUGCUUUAUUGGUUACUCCGUAGUUUAGCAUCUAGAUGAUGGUACAGUACGCUAAAAUGUCAUUUGUUUAAAGGUAAAUUUUGGUAAAAUGCUAAAUCAGUCCUAGUACAGUGAUGCAUUUUCCGUUCCGAGGCUGUGUGAAGUGGUCUGGUUUGAAGGGAGCCAAGGAACAGCAUAGGAGGGGGUUGGUUUGAAUAGGAUGCCGGUCGUAUGUGGUUUUAUAACCUGGUAUAUUUUGGAUUUCAGAUGAAAUAGGGAAAAAAUGAUAGAAAUGGUCCCUCUGCAUAUAUUUUCAUGGAUACCCUUCAUUUCAUGGGCAUGCCUAACAAUGAACUAUGUUCUAACUGGAGCUUAGGACUUAUUUUAGAUAUUGGAGUGUAGCUUUAUUACAGAUGGAUUUUAUCUUUAAACAUUGCAUUUUGAUCAACUUUGUAUAUUCACAUGUAUUAAAAUAUUGUGCACUAAAUGUUUUGCCUUUGUUUGCUCUCCUACGGUCAAGGCAUUUUUCAGCGCUAUUGUGAUUCACUCAUGUAAAUGGCAUGGGUCAGGGAAGGCUAUUUCCUACUUUUCUGCCUAAUUAAAUUUUCUGUUUUUCAGUAUUACAUUAAUUUAUUUUUGGCUUCCAUUUCUGUGUAGUCAAAAUAGUUACUGUAUGUGUGCGGCACUCAUAUGACUUUGUUGCUAAAAAAUUUUUUAGUUUUUAUUUAAAAUAAUCUGUACCUUAAUUUUUAAAAAUGUAACCAAUUCAAGCACUUUAAGCAAUAAUGUCAAUCUUGUGAAAUUUCAAUCAGUUUAACACCCUGCCUCUAAAAAUGUUUGCAAAAUAAAUAAAGAAAUAAAUAGGAAUUCUCUUCCUAGAGAAUUAUAUCUGGGCAAUGUUAUACACAUGGACUUAAAAUCCUCUUUAUAAAAAUGUGAGUCAUUGGUAAGUCUCAUACAUACGUAGGGAAGUAUUCCAGACUUAAUUUCAAAGCAGUGGAAAUGUGAAGAACACGCUGGUCAUUGUAAUAUAUAAAGAAUGCUACUGGCAAGGUUGAUAAAGUCAGUGUUCUGGAGAUAACUUACUACAUUUUUGAGUGAAAAGACUGACAGAAUUAAUCCAGAAAUCUGUAUCUGGGGGAAUAGCCAAUUGAGCGUAUCAUUGAAAUAAGGAAAUAGGGGUACGUAAUUACGCAUCACAAUGAG
This is a messenger RNA of Pteronotus mesoamericanus, 5443 nucleotides long. RefSeq names its product ubiquitin specific peptidase 46 (gene USP46). The record is from RefSeq and is a predicted model, not a curated record. Gene Ontology annotation, biological process: protein deubiquitination. Lineage: Eukaryota; Metazoa; Chordata; Mammalia; Chiroptera; Mormoopidae. Gene Ontology annotation, molecular function: cysteine-type deubiquitinase activity. Gene Ontology annotation, cellular component: cytosol; nucleus. The coding region runs from base 100 to 1200 and encodes 366 amino acids. The transcript has 9 exons.